GUCACUAUCAGCUUUUCACAAAGAGGUAGCCGUUCAAUUUAGAGAAAAUGAAUUCAUUUAUUGUUGGCUUCUUUGCUUUUGUUAUGUGCAGUGGGUUUGCUUUAGCGCAGAAUCCAUUGGAGUUGUCGUUUGGCUGGACACCAACGCAAGUUCAACUUAAAGAAGGUGGUCCAUCAAAAGCAGUUUAUCUUGGAUUCCAAAAUGGUGCUAUUUGGCCAAAAUUUUCUACAAUUGUAUGUUACCCGGAAACAGAUGCCCACGAUACUAUUGAAAUGAAAGCUGGUUUGUUGAGCCCAUGGAAAAAACUGAUCGACGUUACAGGAAUUGAAAUAAACAAGCCUUUGAAAUUUAAGAAAUUGCUUUUUCGAGCUCGAGAGGACAAAAUGUGCCAAAAUAAACAAUACUUUGUAGAACUGGCCUGUUAUGACAGAGAAAGUCCCGUAAAAGAAAAUCCUUUACUUAUAAAGUAUACUACUCUAGAAAUCAAUGUACAAAAUACCGAGCAAGGUAGUAUGUGUUCAGAUCCUCACUUAACUCAAAAAGUAUCUGGAUUUAGUGAAGAUGGCGAAAGUGUAACAAAAGAUGUUUGCUAUGAUCUCUAUGGAAAAUCUGGUGAUCAGAUGGAAUUGAUUAGUGAUAAUGUCUUAGGAACUUCGAUCGUUUUUGAACUUCGAGAUGAUUAUUAUAUCGGCAAAGUUUUCUAUGCUACAAAAUUGGGAUAUUUCAACUUUACUACCGACACUAUUUCUACAUCAAAAUCUUCAAGUUUCAAAUGGAAGAAAGAAGAUAGUUUUGUCAUUGGCGAAAAGGAGAAAUAUCCUCACGCAAUUAUCUCCAAAAAUGAAAUGGAUGUUCUUAUUGAAUACUAUGAUAAAGAUAGAUCUCAAUCCAUUAGGAUUGCUAAAAUCCAACAAUCAUCAUUUGGUAAAAGCUAUUUAAAUAUUAUGAUUGAAAAGUCAACAAGUUUCAAAGGCGUGUUUGACGAACAUCACGGUGGAAUUUUUGGUUUAAUUGCUAAUCAAGAUUAUGAAUUCUACGAGCCAAUUCAAGAGACGAUCGAUUUGACUGUUGUUAAAAUAAAUGGAAGAUAUGUGAAGGCAUUCCUAACCGGCAAGCCUGGUGAUACUGAUAGAUGUUAUUCAAUGAGUUUGGGAGAUUUAAUGUUUCCAAAGAAUGUAUAUUCGUUCCAAAAGUCGUUGUAA
Molecule: messenger RNA, 1202 nt
Organism: Dimorphilus gyrociliatus
Lineage: Eukaryota; Metazoa; Annelida; Polychaeta; Dinophilidae
Source: the annotation of a GenBank genome assembly